Mesorhabditis spiculigera is the source of this 1380-nucleotide messenger RNA. The record is from the annotation of a GenBank genome assembly. Lineage: Eukaryota; Metazoa; Nematoda; Chromadorea; Rhabditida; Rhabditidae.
AUGCGGGUGCUGUUCUGCUUCGUUGCGUUAUUGGCCGCCGUGGCGGCGGUGGAUGUUCGGCAAAGAGCCCACAUGGCCAAGGCCGUGCUCGAGCCGACACAGCUUCACCCAGCCGUCCGAGCUUUUACCACCGGUUCGAAUUUCGUGUUUGCCGUCACGAACUCGCAUAUUACAAAUUCCGACACAUCCUACACCGAGAACAUCACUAUUAUCGUGACCAAUUACGACUCGAGCAACGCCGCCUCGGUGACCGUCUCGACCCCAUCGGGCAUCUUCUCCACCCAGACGUUCAGUGUGCAACCCUUGCAAAAUUAUCAGCUCACCCUGCCCCCGGAGAUCCAAACCGACUACCGAGAUUUCCACGUCAACUAUGGGUACACCACAAAUCAGAGUAUCUCGUUGACGGCUAGCACUACGGUGACUGUCGUCGUCAGCAACGCGCAUUCUGAUGGCCUAUCGCAGGACAUGUACGUCGUCUACCCAACCUGCAUGCUCGGAACCCGCUACCGUACUGUUGGUGAUGAGACGUUCUUGAACGGCGCCAGGUCGACGAACAUCUGGUCGAUUGUCGGUACCCAGGACGGCACUGUGAUCACGAUCGACCCGCCGGUCACCAGCCCUCCUACCAUCAGCAUCAACAAGGGUCAAGUUUUCACCCUAGCCGCUGAUAUUUUCCCGCUCACAAACUAUGACUUGAGCACGAACUAUCCUGUUGCCGUCAUCACCGGCGCUGUCUGCGGCUUCGGCUACUUUAACCCGGCCAUCUGCAACUACGAGGCCGAGAUGAUGUUCCCCCUUCGCGACUCGGGCACCCAGUUCCCCUACAGCCAGUUCAUCUCCGAGGACGCCGGCGAGAUCAUGGUGUUCGCGCAUGCCGAUGGGACCACAAUUUCCAUCAACGGCGUUCCGUUCGACACUAUUGACGAUGGAUGGUACUACAUCUUCCAGCGCAAGGGCUCCUUCCUGUUCUCCACUAGCAAGCCGGCGUACGCGGUGGCGGUUUCUUCGAUCCGGAAAGACGGCAAGGGAUCUCCGUUCUUGGCCCACAUUCCGGCCAUAGACCAGUUCACUAACCAGACAUAUCUGCAGGUCUCCACCGGACUCGCCGGACGCACGGGAGCUGAACACUACAUCCGGUUGCAAACUGACUUGUCGAAUACCGGAAAGCUCUCCGUUGACGACUGGCCGGUGAAUCCACUCUUCUUCCAACGUCAAGGCAAAUCCAACACGUACAUAGCCGAGUGGGCGAUCACCCCUGGGACUCACACCGUAAAAUCGUCUGAUCCGAAAGCCACGUACGCUGCUACUGUGUACGGAUUUGCGCACUUCACCGCAUAUGCCUACACGCCCGGCAUCGAUCUUCCGACGAACGGCACCUGC